CAAAUUACAGCAAUAAUUUAAAAGGGAGACAACUUUGAUGCAAAUGACACUUAUAAUGUGUUACAACGCAAACACAAAGUUACAGGUAUGGUAUGUAAUGCAGCAUGUAUCAUUAAGUGUGUUAGACUGUACAAAAAUCACUAGCAUGUAUCAGGGGUUAGUACCGCGGAUAAUAAUUUUAAAUAUAUAUGUAGGUUUUUUUUCAUGUUUUUAAAAUGCAUCACAUGCAUUGCUGGCUGUUUUGACAAUUUGUUGACUUAUUUAGCCGUUCCCGCCUCAGCGUUCCCGCCCUACAUGGUAGACUAUGAGGAUGACCAGUAUAGUAACUGUUACGACCCUGAAUCCAGUAACGGUUACCUUGAGAGUCAGUAUCAGGUCAUUAAAUGGCAGCCCUUCCAGGUACAGAAGUGGAACGUCCUCACAGACGCCAACCUCAAAGACCUGCCUCCCCCGCAGUACAGAGUCGACUCGGACAAAGGUUUUAAUUUUUCGGUGUCGGACGACUCCUUUGUUUGUCAGAAAAAAAAUCACUUCCAGGUAACAGUUCAUAUUGGAAUAGGCGCUGAACCCCGAUAUGUUCGGACGACGGAUGGGGUCAAGAAAAUUGAUUGUUUCUGUAUCCAUUUCCAUGGAGUGAAGGUAGGUUCUGCUUCAUUCAGCACCAUAUCAUACUGUCACCCUGGUACAAAAUAGUAGCUGCUUCCUACA
Messenger RNA from Mizuhopecten yessoensis (Yesso scallop), 708 nucleotides. Its product is annotated as myelin regulatory factor-like. The transcript is spliced from 2 exons. Lineage: Eukaryota; Metazoa; Mollusca; Bivalvia; Pectinida; Pectinidae. The record is from RefSeq and is a predicted model, not a curated record. Bases 205 to 693 code for a protein of 162 amino acids. Gene Ontology annotation, biological process: protein autoprocessing; positive regulation of DNA-templated transcription. Gene Ontology annotation, cellular component: endoplasmic reticulum membrane; nucleus. Gene Ontology annotation, molecular function: sequence-specific DNA binding; DNA-binding transcription factor activity.